AUGCACCAAUACAGCGAACGACAGCAGAUUCUCCGAGAUCUGUUCUGGAUGCUUGUCUUCCUCCACCAGCAAGAGACCAAAGAUCUCCUCGAUUCAACUAUCAACAUUCCUGUGCUCCCCUUGCUUGGAAGGAUCGCUGCGCCCGACAACCCCGGCCGUGCUAUGUUACUGGAUGCUUUUCGGUACUUACAUACACGAUUGCCUCCGAAAAUGCGUGACGAAUUCGAUCUAGCUCAGCUUUUUGAUAUGCGAGAUGAAGAUUUCAAGCAGGCGAUCCGUACGACCAAGUCCGGCUUUACCUGGCUGUUAAGCCAACAACAGCUUUUGACCCCAACUGCCAAUCCCUCACCAAUUGGCACUGACACUCGAACGACUUGGAUCAAACGGAAUUUGUGUGUGGGCCGCGGGACUGUGGUCAAGGCGAGUUGCUGGGUCACCCGGGCAAUUAAAGAUCUGUCGGAGAAAUACCUGAUCUGGCCAGACAAGGAUCGACAAAAGGAGGUAUCGGAUGUGAUGAAGGGUGAAGGCUUUGAGGGUUGUGUUGGCUUUGUCGACGGGACUACGAUACCCCUGUACCAGCGCCCCUCCAUUGACGGUGAAGUUUUCUUUGAUCGAAAAAAGCACUACUCGAUCAAUUGUCAGGUUAUAUGCGACUGUGACCGAUUCAUCACAGCCUACAUGACUGGCUGGCCGGGGACUUGCGGGGAUAGUAUGGUUUUUAAGAGGAUGAUGCUCCAAAAGGAGCCGGCUUUGUUCUUUGAUCGAGGAAAAUAUCUGAUCGCUGACUCGGCAUAUGAGUUGGGUGUACACUGUAUCCCUGCAUACAAGGCUCCUGCUGCCUACAUCAAGGAAAACACCGAGUUCAACUACUGUCUUGCGCGAUCACGUGUCCAAAAUGAGCACACAAUUGGGAUCCUCAAAGGUCGGUGGGCAUCACUUCAACAACUGCAACUAGCGAUUCAAAAGCCAUCGGACAUGAUGGAAUUGGAUGUCUCCGUUGGCGUCAACGAUCAUCCAGGAGCCCAAGGGGCGAGUGGGAAUGAAGAUACUGCUAAAGAACAUCGGGAUGUAGUUCAGGCCAAAUUUUUAGAGAUCAACUACGCCUCCGGUGUCUUGCCUAUUUAG
Molecule: messenger RNA, 1125 nt
Organism: Puccinia graminis f. sp. tritici CRL 75-36-700-3
Lineage: Eukaryota; Fungi; Basidiomycota; Pucciniomycetes; Pucciniales; Pucciniaceae
Exons: 6
Coding region: 1-1125 (374 amino acids)
Source: RefSeq, a predicted model, not a curated record